Anarrhichthys ocellatus (wolf-eel) is the source of this 6677-nucleotide messenger RNA. RefSeq names its product retinoid x receptor, beta a (gene rxrba). The coding region runs from base 243 to 1655 and encodes 470 amino acids. Gene Ontology annotation, biological process: regulation of DNA-templated transcription. The record is from RefSeq and is a predicted model, not a curated record. NCBI's taxonomy places the organism in Eukaryota, Metazoa, Chordata, Actinopteri, Perciformes, Anarhichadidae. Gene Ontology annotation, cellular component: nucleus. The transcript has 13 exons. Gene Ontology annotation, molecular function: sequence-specific DNA binding; nuclear steroid receptor activity; zinc ion binding.
UUUGCAGGGGGAGGGAGGGCUGACUACGAGGCAAAGUGGGGGGAGAAAGAGACACACGCGGGGCCUAGUCGCCACAUCUUUUCAUGCGAAGAAGCUGUGCCGCUAAACCACCCGUUUUUGGUUUCCAAAAACAACUCUGGCCCGGGCCUCAGUCCGCGGUCUAGAGUUUGAUAGCGGGCCGUUUGAGACGGUCGUACGUCGGUGUGUAGCUGCCUGCCAGCCCCUGUGGCCCGACCAGCACCAUGGGAGAUAGUAGAGAUUCCCACAGCCCAGACAGUUCGUCUGUCUCCUCCCCUCCAUCGGGGCAGCGCUCGCCUCCGCUGGUUCCCUCAGCUGCAGCUUCCAUGACCUCCCUGCCUCCCAUCACCACCACGGGGGUCAACAGCCCCAUCAGUAGCAUCGGCUCCCCCUUUUCUGUCAUCAGCUCUUCACUGGGCUCGCCCUGCCUGCCUGGCACGCCAUCGGUGGGCUACGGCCCUAUCAGCAGCCCGCAGAUCAACUCAACAGUGUCCAUGUCAGGGCUCCACGCAGUGAGCAGCUCCGAUGACGUGAAACCUCCGUUGGGCUUGCAGCCGCUGUCGCCCCACAGCCCAGGGCCGAUGCUUUCCCAGAAGCGCCUUUGUUCCAUCUGCGGAGACAGAUCUUCUGGUAAGCACUACGGUGUCUACAGCUGUGAGGGCUGUAAAGGCUUCUUCAAGCGCACAGUGCGCAAAGACUUGAGCUACACCUGUCGGGACGUUAAAGACUGUAUGGUGGACAAGAGACAGAGGAACCGCUGCCAGUACUGCCGCUACCAGAAGUGCCUGGCCAUGGGCAUGAAGAGAGAAGUGGCCAAGAUGAACGACAGAUCUGUCCAAGAGGAACGACAGAGGAACAGGGAACGAGAGGGCGAGGUGGAGUCGACCAGUGUGGUGAACGAGGAGAUGCCGGUGGAGAAGAUUUUGGAAGCGGAGAUGGCUGUGGAGCAGAAGACAGAGCUUCACGCAGACGGAAGUUCAGGUGGCAGCUCUCCCAACGAUCCGGUCACCAACAUCUGUCAGGCAGCUGACAAGCAGCUCUUCACCCUGGUGGAGUGGGCUAAGAGGAUCCCUCACUUCUCUGAGCUGGCGCUGGACGACCAGGUCAUCCUGCUACGUGCAGGCUGGAAUGAACUCCUGAUUGCAUCGUUUUCCCAUCGCUCCAUCUCCGUGAAGGAUGGGAUCUUACUGGCCACUGGCCUGCAUGUCCACAGGAACAGUGCUCACAGUGCAGGCGUUGGAGCCAUCUUUGACAGGGCGCACAAUGCCGAGGUUGGGGCCAUAUUUGACAGGGUUUUGACAGAGCUCGUAAGCAAGAUGAGAGACAUGCAGAUGGACAAGACGGAGCUCGGCUGCCUUCGAGCCAUCAUCCUCUUCAACCCAGAUGCCAAGGGUUUGUCCAUCCCCAGCGAGGUGGAGCAGCUGAGAGAGAGAGUGUACGCAUCUCUCGAGUCUUACUGCAAACAGAAAUACCCCGAGCAGCAGGGCAGGUUCGCAAAGCUCCUCCUCCGACUCCCAGCGCUGCGCUCCAUUGGUCUGAAGUGUCUGGAGCACCUGUUCUUCUUCAAACUGAUUGGUGACACGCCCAUCGACACCUUCCUGAUGGAGAUGCUGGAGGCCCCCCACCAGCUCACCUAGAGGACACCAGGUUCGGUCCGGUCAGGAUCCGAUGCACACCAGGAUCGCCAACACGUCGCCCCGCGUUGGGUCGUUGGGCCUCUCCUAACUGCAGCACCUGCUGGUUUUAAUGUGCCAGCUCUCUCACACACACACACACACACAUAUUCCAUAUCACUGGCUAAUUAUCAUAACUGGCACUUGCCGAUCUUAACUUGCAUACAUGAAUUGACAUGCAACAUAACUAAUGCACGGAUCAUAUGGCUCUGGAUGAACAGUAUGCUAAUACAUGCUCACACACACAUUUUCACCAUCUUUUCCCAGACUCCUUUUUCCACCACAGGGGUUACGACUCAAACAAUACAACCCCGUUUUACCACACAUAUACAGUUAAUGUCUUAAUCCUAAGUUAGCCUUCAGUUUUCACAUUUCACAGAGGGGGUUCUGCUUUUCUGUAACUAUACGGCCCUUGUUGGGUGAGUUAGUUACACGGCUAGCUGCACCUCUGUGUAUUAUAUCCAUCACUAGCCGGUUUCUUAUUCAUGUUUGGUUUUAGCUUAAAAUCAGGUGCGUAGGGUUUCAAUCAUUUGUCCAUCAUCAAAUGAAUUCCAUUCUUAUUGGUCAGGAGGUGUCCUAUAAUGGACAGGCAGACACGCUCUCACAGGGAGCUCAUCCAAUCUCGUAAACAUUUUAUGCUUUUUUUGAAUAAUUAUGCUGAAACUUGUUUGUUUCUAUUUUGAAGUACUGUACUCAUGAAAUGAGAGCUUUUUCCAAGGCAUUGAAAUCCAGGAAAAGGGGAGUGGGAGCACUUUGUUGAACAGACAGACUUUGUCCCUCCCACCCUGAUGUGCACAGCGGGCUUUGUAGGACGAGAAGAAUGACUUGAAUUUUUAAUUAUUAUUUUUUUUUCUCCUAGUUUUGAUUUCAUCCUUUUCUCUUUUUUGGCAGUUGGUUGGCAUUUUAAAGUGUCACAGGAAGUACAGCUUCAUGCAAGACAAAAACAUCUCCUCUUCCCCCCCAAAAUCCCCCCUUUGCUGGAGGUCAUUUAUGCACCUUUGUGAGUUGUAACUGUGUAAAUGUUUUGUAGAAAUGACCAUCAAUUCUCACAUACCUGAGAUGACCUUGAAGGUACUAAGUGUAGGGUUUUCUCAUUAUUGCGUUGUUGUCCAAUCAGAUGUGAGGAUUUGUUAUAGCACUUGCUAAAUGACUGACCACUUCCUGUACAGACGACCAGGAUUGGUCAGCCUCUAGCUGAGCUGUGUGAGGUAUUCAAGAGUCUGCACUCUACUCUGUAGAUUGAGGUGCGAAAAGCUGAAUGUUUCGUGCAACAGAGAUAAAAAAAAAGACCCGAUAAAAUGAUUUGACAGUGGCAAUAAUGCAACAUUUCAAUUCACCUGGUCAUCAAUCAAUCAAUAUCAAAUUCGGCUUAUCUGCGAUACAUCGUCGGCCCUCCGCUCAUGGAUGAAUCACCGGCUGCGUAUAGAUUGGCAAACAAGGCCCCGGUGUUUGAGCUACGUGUUAGUCGUGUUACUGUAAUUAGUGCUGUAUAAUGGAAAUCCUACACCUACUACCUGCAGCUCUGGAAGACUUCAUUCAGUGUGUAUUGGCUGGAUGCUUGCGGCUGUUGUACAGUAGAUCCAAAAGAAAAACAGGAGAGUCCUGCAGAGACAGAUGCCUGUGAAAUAUGUGGCUCCAAAAAACGCAUUUAAAAGCUCUUUUUUUGCUGUCCAAUCAACAAGAGGCUUGCCCCCUUUGUGAGGUCAUCAUUAUGAAGUUGUCAUGGAGGCCAGGCCACACCCCUCUACUGCUUUUGCACCAACGUCUGCCGAUGUCCCCGUCGUCCUCAGUAAUCUCUGCUACUGAGAUUGAACUGUUUGGGCGGCUGAAUCUGAGCAUCGCAGUGAAACACACGAAGACAUACACAGUACACACGCUCAAAGGUGAGCAAUACUGGGAACACAAAGACUUAUGAUGGUUUUUCUUAGAAUUUCAAAGAGCGUUGGCGUUCCGAGGUGUAUUUAGCCUUCUUAUUAGUCACCACAUUUAAUAGCAACGAGAACCGUACACUCUGCAGUAUCCUUCUACAGGGAAGAGGCACAGCUGCCCUCUACCAGGUGCUAAAUAACUACUAUGGUUAGUUUAAGACUUGCACAUUUACAUCAAUACAAACCGUAUGCAAGUACACAUCACAUCAGCCGUUCCCUACUCUUUGAAUAGGUCUGUUGAGGAUGUAGGUUUCCCCUUUUUUAUUUGUUACAUUAUGACCCCUAACUUUAUUGCAGAUUCCCUGCGAUGGGGAAUGAACACCAGCUAAGUGCGUGUACAUUUCAUCUGUGCUCCUCCAGACACAGCCAGUGUUUGUUUUUGUAUUUUAGAAAGCACUUAGGCCGGUGGAAGCAAUGGAAGUAGCUGGUGAGUGUUUGGGGUCCACCGGCUGCUUUGACCAGAAUGAGCAAUGAGCUUCCUGCCCUGCAGAUAGUCCAAAUACUUGUCAGAGAUGACCCGUGGCCUCCCCCCCCAUGUGAUGCGGACUCGGAGGCCGACAGUUAGAUGGCCUGUAAGACAGGUGGCUUUGUUUAACAUGUCAGUACGGUGGUCUCGCCUUAAGACUUUGGUGGAGUUGUAGUUUUUCUCCAGCCAUGCAUACACUCAGCCAACGCAAAGUAGUCUCCAGAGGGUUCAUUCAUAUGGCAGCCUUACUCUGGUGUCAGUAAAGAGAAGCAUGAUGCCGUGUGGUCUCAGAGACUUGAGUGAAAAGCGACUUUCUGCCACCAGACUUUGAGAACUUGUGAUCAGCAGUGGAAGGAAGUUUGUGAGAUCGACCCACUCGUGACUUUAGGGCGCGCUUGUCGUCUAUCAUCUCAGCAUCCAUCUCUGCACCGUUACAUGUUUUUGGAGCUUCCUCUGCUGAAUGUUUCGGCCUGCUGCUACCGCACCGCAUUUCUAGCUGGAGAUGGGAACGAUUACACAAUCAGUCGAGUGCUGGAGGGAAAACAAUAGCAGUCACAUACUCGGCUGACUGAGCAAAUACCAAUCAAAGUAAAACAUAUGCAACUUGUUCAUUCAUAUUGUGGUAAACGGUUGCAAAUUGUGCAUUGUGUUUUCGCCAAGUCUGUUGCAUAAGUUGAUAUUAACUGGCAGUGAGAAGAUUCAGAAUUCCCAUCCCUCCAACUGACAGCAACAGGCUUAAGUUCAGCCUUUCUAUGUUUAACAUUGUGCUCUGAGCUUAGGUCAUUUAGUGGGUGAUGAACAGUGCAGGUUCUGUCUGCUAAGCCACUUUAAGAUGUGCUCAUCGAGCAGACUGUUCUAGCAAGAGCUGGUGGUUGGUAGUUGUUUGUUUUUGCAUUUAUUAUAGGGUGUGUGUGGCCACGUGCGUUCAUGUGUAAUGAAUCUGUUAGCAGCUACGCCUUUUGACUGGCAGACACUAUAGCGUUGGCGGUGAUGUGCUGAGCGCUGUUAGUUUGGAGCAGAAGGAGCUGAAGCUGACGUGUUGACCUGAUGCUCUGGGCUUUGCGUUGGGACGAGCCUGUAAACGUAACCCAGUGAUUCUUGGCCUGUUUGAAAAAGGAUGUGAAGCUUUUUUUCUUUUUUGCUGGACAAGCGUCGUAGAGGCGUGAGGAAGGGAUUUAGCUCAGCUGUCCCUCUCUGCUGACUUACUUGGGUCGCACCGUGCCGCCCACAAGUCGUUGGCAAACCGUGUACACUCAAGGCAGACGCAUGCUGUGACCUUUUGACUGUGUAGCAGUAUUUGUUGUCGCCAUCUUUGUUACAUUUUGAAAUGACUCGCUUUCUGAAAAUCGAUUGAUUAAACUUGCUUUUUCUGUUUUGUUAUGGAUUGCAGGCUGUGACUGAAUAAUUGAUCAUUGUGUAUAGACUAGAUAUCGGGGGGGAUUUUGACCUAUCGACACGGGGCCCAUCCCGCUCUGAUCAACGAGGCAAAAACCAGCACCCUCACUGGUUCAUUGAUCACUGCCGAGGUGUUUGUGGAUGUGGCUGUUUUUUAAAAGCAGGGCCACUCAGUCCCCGGGGCUUGUUUUGUCAUGUAUGUUGUGAUCGUUGUGCAGCCCACUAAAGAGAGUGCUAACCGUGGCCUGUGUAGUGCAUACUAAAGAGGGGCCAUAAUAGGAAUGGAAUGACAGCUCGGGUGGAGAGGGGACGACUGGUCUCUGGAGUGGAUCAGUGUGUGGCCCCCUCUUGGUGCUCAAGCUGUGCAUUGGUGCUUUUUUUUCUGGGGUCCCGUGGGCCUUAAAACGUCUGCUUUGGUUUCCAGGACACAGGGAAAUGCAGAUAUGACUGAAACACAAACUAGGAAUGAUUGAACAGGGAUGUAUUCAGUCGCAUUUGUCUGGUUGUUUCCUGCAGCCGCUGGGACCUGAUGGUGUGUUUCACCGUGUUAGAGUCCCGGGUGGCUGUAGCUGGAUCAAAGCAAACUUCAGAACUUGUUGCUCUAGUUGUAGACACGGUGUAAAGGCCACCAGAAUCCACAGGUCCAGUUACAUUGAAUGAACUUGAUGGGAGGGAUCAACCGAAUAUGAUUGCUCACUUUGAGGAGGAAGUUGUCGCCGGUGUUUUAUGUCGGAGGAAGUGUGGAGGGUGAGUCAGAGAGAGAGAAGAAGGGGAGGGACUUAACAAACUGAUCAGGUGUUGAUUUGUCGAUCAAGAAGAAAAACAGAAAAACCAAUGUCCCGGUAGAUUUAGAAUCUUCCUUAAUUGUUUACUCUUCACCUUGAAAAAAAAAAAGAAAUCACUGUUUAUUUGUCUUGUUUCCUGUCUCCCUCUUCACCAACUAUGCUAUUCAUCUUUUGUUUAUUACAAAGUAUUAAACAAGUACGAGAGCUGUAAAAUCAGAAUGGAUUCUGUCACUCUUAUUGUUCUUUGUUCUGGUUCUAUCUCCCUCCAUCGUACACAUGGAGCCGGUGGACUUUUGUGUGCAUCGGGGAUUGAAAGAAGAAAAAAAAAAAAUAUGAAUCCUUUUUUUCAGUGAUUGAUUCUGAAUCUUGUUUCUCUUUGUUGUAUCAUGUCUGAGUAAAGGUUUUAAUAAUG